AGUGCCCGUGUUGUGGCGGAAGGAGGAGCUUUCUUGGAGCAGCUGGUGCCGAGAGAAGCGGGACCGGCAAAGAUGAUUCAGGCGAUUCUGGUUUUCAACAACCAUGGGAAGCCGCGGCUGGUCCGCUUCUACCAGCGUUUUCCUGAAGAGAUCCAACAGCAGAUUGUUCGAGAGACUUUCCAUCUGGUCCUCAAGCGAGAUGACAACAUCUGUAACUUCUUAGAAGGUGGAAGUCUGAUUGGUGGCGCCGACUGCAAGCUGAUUUACCGGCACUACGCUACCCUCUACUUCGUAUUUUGUGUGGAUUCCUCCGAGAGUGAACUUGGGAUCUUGGACCUCAUCCAGGUUUUUGUGGAGACUCUGGAUAAGUGUUUUGAAAAUGUGUGUGAGUUGGAUUUGAUCUUCCAUAUGGAUAAGGUCCACUACAUCCUCCAGGAGGUGGUGAUGGGUGGAAUGGUGUUGGAAACAAACAUGAAUGAAAUUGUGGCUCAAAUUGAAGCUCAAAACAGGCUGGAGAAGUCGGAGGGUGGCCUGUCAGCAGCCCCCGCGAGGGCCGUGUCUGCUGUGAAGAACAUCAACCUUCCUGAGAUCCCGAGGAACAUCAACAUCGGCGAUCUCAACAUCAAAGUUCCCAACCUGUCCCAGUUCGUGUGAAGGUGGAGGACUGGGCUGAACCAGGGUUCUUAGGAUGAGCAGAGCAGUCAAGUCCAGAACCGGAACCCUGCCGAGCCUUCAGAGUCGCACCUGGGACACUGAGCCUUUCACAGAGUGGGAAGGGAGUUGGGUGCACACUGCUCGGCCAUCCUGCUGCUCUCCGGUAUCCGUGGCCGUGGUAGACAUCAGCGCACUCAGCCACUGCUCUUUUGCCUCCCACACACAGCUGCCCUCAGGCUGGGGACUGUGGAAUAGGCCACUUGCUUCCCAGGGCCCCACCACUGGGACUGAACACAUCUGACUUCCUCCCUAGCACCUAGGGCUUCUGAGAUCCUGUAUCACUUACUGGGCAAGAGACCAGGAAGAGGCCAGCCUUUCCGAUGUGAGCUGUGGCAGGUGAAGGCAGGGGUAUGCUGGCUCUGCGGGGGCCUCUCCUCCUAGAAUCCCUUUGUAGAACCAACCCUUUGGGGUGGCAUUUCUGCAGGGCAUCCUCCCCCCCUCCCCCGGCAUAUUCCCAGUGUGCUGGGCACAAUUGAAACCACACUGUGGGUGCAUGUCACCACCCCUGCCAUAGGGAGGGCACCCCUACACACACAC
Peromyscus eremicus (cactus mouse) is the source of this 1251-nucleotide messenger RNA. RefSeq names its product adaptor related protein complex 3 subunit sigma 2 (gene Ap3s2). NCBI's taxonomy places the organism in Eukaryota, Metazoa, Chordata, Mammalia, Rodentia, Cricetidae. Gene Ontology annotation, cellular component: AP-3 adaptor complex; intracellular membrane-bounded organelle; membrane coat. The transcript is spliced from 6 exons. The record is from RefSeq and is a predicted model, not a curated record. Bases 73 to 654 code for a protein of 193 amino acids. Gene Ontology annotation, biological process: Golgi to vacuole transport; intracellular protein transport.